AUGGUCAUCGAGUUUGAAUCAACUCAUGUAGUGAUCACUGCCGUCCUCUUACUACUUGUCGUUGUGGACAUCGCCGGCAAUACACUUGUUUGUUUGAUUAUAAAAAGGCAUCUUCAAACGAGAAUCACCAUAAAUUACCUUCUUGUGAACCUGGCUGUCUCCGAUAUUCUGUUCGCAACCUUUAUUACACCAAAGGUUAUCGUCAGCCUCAAUCUAAGGCAGCCAAAUGGAGUGGCAGGUUUAGUCCUUUGCAAACUGCUGACUGGAGGGAAUCUGGCUUGGAUUCCCGGAAUUACCUCAGUUUUUACUUUGGUGGCGAUCUCCUUUGAAAGAUAUUACACCGUGGUUUAUCCGCUUGAUCCAAAUAGAAAACUGACCCAGCAUAAACUGAAGAUAAUUGUUCUUUGCUCGUGGGCAUUUUCAGCAGUUUUUAACUUGCCCAAGUUUCUUACGCGAACUUUUGAUGAACAGAAAAACCAUUGUAUUCAAAGCUGGCCUAAAACGUGGAUGAUUACAACAUACUGUUUGGCAUGGCUGUUGUUAGUUAUUGCUUCGGCUGUUACCAUGAUUGUACUUUACUCCAAAGUCGUCUACACUUUGUGGUUUAAGUCUAAUGAAAACAAUCCUUUAAACCAUAAACAACAAAGUGUGCUGAGGGUUCGAAAACGCGUCACUCUGAUGGUCAUAACGGUCAGUUUCAUCUUUGCAGUUUGUUGGGGAACCGAAUCAAUCGAAUACAUUUUAAGAUUUCUCACAUCUCUCGAAAUCAGCUUUGUUCAAAUAACUAUUGUUGACAUGAUGGUUUUGUUCAAUUCAGCUGUAAACCCCUUUGUGUAUGCCCUCCUGAAUCAUCAGUUCAGGCAGAAGAUCAAGGGAGUGAUGUGUUGCACACGCCUCGUGGCGCCCAGGCCGCGGGCUGAAACAGCUCUGGAGACUAAGCUUUAA
Molecule: messenger RNA, 945 nt
Organism: Pocillopora verrucosa
Lineage: Eukaryota; Metazoa; Cnidaria; Anthozoa; Scleractinia; Pocilloporidae
Source: RefSeq, a predicted model, not a curated record